AUGGUCACGACUUCUGGCUUCAGCCACACCCCGGUCGCGCGCCUUCUGAUCCUCACCUCGGUCGGCCUGUCCAUUCUCGUGUCGACGCUCUCGAUCCAGUACCUGCUACCCAUACGCCCACACCCGCAUCUGUGGCCGUACCUGCAAUUUUCCCGCCUGCUCACCUACCAGGCCGCCCACACGACCUCGACCGAGCUGCUGUUCUCCGCCGUCCUGCUGUACCAGUUCCGCGUGCUCGAGAGGAUCUGGGGCAGCCGCAAGUUUGCGAGCUUUGUCGCCGUCGUGUUUUGGUGCAAUGUCCUGGUCGCGCCCCUGUUGCUCCUGCUGCUGAAGCUCGUGACCCUGGGCUGGUAUAAUUAUCUGCCGAGCGGGUCGACGGGACUCGUGUUUGCGCUGCUGAGCGCCUGGGCCGACGAGGUGCCGCGCCUCUACAGGUACAAGAUUGCCACCACGGGUUCUCCGGCCACGACGGGCGGCCAUAGUGGGCGGCAGCAGCAACAACAUCAACAUCAACAAGUUCCCGGUGUGGUCUUGAGUGACAAGUCGACCACCUACCUGCUGGCGGCGCAGUUGGCUCUCAGCCAGUUUCCGUACUCCAUCAUGCCUGCGGCCGUAGGCUGGACGGUGGGCACGGCGUGGAUGGGCGAGCUGUUGCCCGGUGGACUGGGGAGAUGGAGGAUUCCCGCGUGGAUGGUCGGCGAAUCGAGCAGGAGGAAAGAAAGGGACCGCUACGAAGGCCUGCGGCGCAGGUUAGAAGAGGAAGGCGGUUCGGCAGACGGGAUGAGGACUGUGAGCGACCGCAUUGGAGCUGCUGCUGGAGGCGAGCAGGAGAGUCGAAGGCGAGGCGGCUUCGGGAGACAGAUAUUGGGUUAUUUCACUGGAUCUUCUUGA
Messenger RNA from Fonsecaea multimorphosa CBS 102226, 891 nucleotides. RefSeq lists its product as uncharacterized. The record is from RefSeq and is a predicted model, not a curated record. The transcript has a single exon. NCBI's taxonomy places the organism in Eukaryota, Fungi, Ascomycota, Eurotiomycetes, Chaetothyriales, Herpotrichiellaceae. Gene Ontology annotation, molecular function: serine-type endopeptidase activity. Bases 1 to 891 code for a protein of 296 amino acids.